Messenger RNA from Iphiclides podalirius (scarce swallowtail), 732 nucleotides. The record is from the annotation of a GenBank genome assembly. NCBI's taxonomy places the organism in Eukaryota, Metazoa, Arthropoda, Insecta, Lepidoptera, Papilionidae.
AUGGCUGAUCGCAAAGCGAGCUUGGUGCUGGAGCCUGGCGCGAUGAUCAGGCCGGUGAUCGACCACGAGGGGGUGAAGCUGCUGGUGGAGCGGCUGUACGGCAUCUCGGUGCUGGAGCUGACGGAGCUGGCCGGCUACGACGACAAGAACUACCGCAUCACCGAGGACCCCAACGUGAAGAACCCACUCAUCGUGAACCACAGCCCCCACGGCUACGUGCUCAAGAUCAUGAACUCGAUGGAUUCGCAGAACUUGAGCGUGGUGGAGGCGCAGAACGAGAUCAUGAAUUUCCUGAUUACGCGGUCGGUGCGUUGCCCUCGGCCGGUGCGAAACAUUUUCGGUCACUUGCACUCCGUGGAGACCCUGAGCGGGCGCCAGCACGCCGUACGCCUCUUGGAGUACGUGCCUGGCGAACUGCUCAAGGACGUGCCGAGCUCAGACGCCCUCUUCUACCAGCUGGGCGAGUUCAUCGCCAACUUGGACAACAAGCUGCAGAACUUCAACCACUCCGGCCUGGCCGGGCGCGAGCACAUCUGGAUGCUGACAAAAGUCCCGGACCUCGAAAAGUUCAAGUAUGUCAUCAAAGAUGCUGAGAAACUGGAUCUUGCUGAAGAGGUUAUCGAGGAGUUCAAGUACGCAGUAGUGCCUCGCCUCGAUGAGCUAGAAAAGGGGGUCAUUCAUGGAGACGUGAACGAGAUGAACAUCAUCGUAGAGCGCAAGCCUGGAGGAAGG